Molecule: messenger RNA, 1305 nt
Organism: Parastagonospora nodorum SN15
Lineage: Eukaryota; Fungi; Ascomycota; Dothideomycetes; Pleosporales; Phaeosphaeriaceae
Exons: 1
Coding region: 1-1305 (434 amino acids)
Source: RefSeq, a predicted model, not a curated record
AUGUCCUACGAACCAGCCUACGAUGACCCGUCCAUAGACCCUUUCGCGCAAACUGCGAGCACCGACGACCUCUUCUUCGACGAUGACAUAACGCCAAUUGCCGAACCUGUGGUGGAACAGAAUCCUCUGGAAUUGCAAGUCAUCGACGCAGAGUACCUACCAGAAGACAUAGCACCACCAACAGCCCCUCAAGCACACUUGGCGCCACAUAUACCCCAAGGUCCGCGUAAUCCUGAAAGAGGAGGUCGUGGACGCGGAAGAGGAAGGGGCGCAAGACGAGGCAGAGGUGGCGGUGGCGGGGGAGGUGGACACGUGGGUGAUAUUCGAGAAAUCGAGAAGAAGGAGAAGGAGCAGGAAAAGGCAGCUAAAGAAGCAGAAGCAGCGUCGACACCUGCACCAGCUACUGUGCCAGAACCAGCCACCACCACAGAAGACAACGAUGCCUCUGCUACACCAGACGCACCCACCGAGCCCAAGGAAAAGCCCACCCACUCCGUCCGCGGCGACAGGACGUUGACGGGUGGCCCCGCCCGCACCCGCCUCACCGAAGCCCAACUAAGCGCCAAACUCGCCUCGAUGCGCUCCAAAAACGAAGCCCUGCAAACCGCCCACGCGCGCGCCGAAGCCGACCUCGCCAACUUUGAAGCGCGCGAAGCAGUCCUCAAGAAAAAAGACGUGGAGCGCAAGAAAGUCCUCGCCGAGAAGCAGAAAGCCGAGCGCCAGAACCGCCAGCAGAUGAUGGGCGAGCGCGAGAAGAAUCGCCUGAGAAAAUUAAAUGCGCAGGGCGGCAGGGAGUGGGAUUUCGAGAAGGAGGAGGGGUUCAGUGGGACGGGGGAGGAGAAGAGGAGGGGGGCGGCGAGGGGCGCACAUGGCGGGAUUGCGGGGUCGAGACACGCGGAGGCGCCGGUGUCGGUGGAGCAGGUGGAAGAUGCGGGGAGUCAGAAUUAUGGGGGACGCGGACGGGGUCGUGGAAGGGGUGGGAGAGGAGGCAGAGGUGGACGUGGUGACCAUGAUGGAUCGAGACCGAACGAGCAUAAGAAGCGCGGCGAUCAACAUCCACCGUCUGCGUCCGACUUUCCCGAGCUGCCAUCCGCCAGUGUCGAGAAGAACGGGGACGGCCCCAAGACACUCGAUUUCCCAGUCAAAGGAAAGGCUGCUGAAGCUGAGCCGAAGGAGGAGCGGCCGGUGGUCAAGACGGAGGAUUCGUUUGGAUUGCCGUCGCCGAUGGCGAAGGGGCAGAGCGCUGGGCUGAUGAUGUAUAGAGGAGAUGACCUGACGUGCACGACUAUCGGGCUGCUGGUAUAA